Parnassius mnemosyne (clouded apollo) is the source of this 333-nucleotide messenger RNA. The record is from the annotation of a GenBank genome assembly. Lineage: Eukaryota; Metazoa; Arthropoda; Insecta; Lepidoptera; Papilionidae.
AUGAAGAGCAUUUACUUAUUAUGUUUUGUUUUAUUAAUCUGCCUGUCUACGUGUUUAGCUAGAGAUCUUUUAGUGGGCACAACGUACAACACAAGGCUGGUGUGGCAACAUAAGGCUGAGUACAUGGGUUUUCCUUUUAAAAAGCGGGUGAAGGAAGUUUUCUAUUCUGAUCCGACAAUGCAACUAAUAAAGGGUAUUGUCGCAAGGGAUGUAGAGCAAACGGAGGCUUCGGCCACCAUAACAGCUGGAGGCGUGGGGUUUUCUUUCGUCAACCUCCGAUUGAAGAGUGCCAGGGGUUCUGGACUUAACUAUCAAAUUGAAAUUUACGUGUGA